Molecule: messenger RNA, 914 nt
Organism: Jatropha curcas
Lineage: Eukaryota; Viridiplantae; Streptophyta; Magnoliopsida; Malpighiales; Euphorbiaceae
Molecular function (GO): calcium ion binding
Source: RefSeq, a predicted model, not a curated record
UCUAACUCGUCCAAUCGGCUCGUUCCAAACUUACUAACAGAAAUAUUGAAACUGUGUAGAUCGAGGAGUCCAUUAUCGAACUCACUUCCUCUCUCGUAAAAUUACAACAUUCGAUAUGGAGAAGUGCUUUGAAAGCUUUGAUAAAGACGGUGAUGGAAAACUUUCAGCAGAGGAGCUCAGAAACUGCCUUCUUAGGGUGGGCCUGAAUAUCAGUAUUGACGAGAUCAAAAGGUCCUUGAACGUUGAAACUGACAGCAAGAUCCCGAUUCCAAUUUCACAUAUUCUUCAAGUUCUCAAAGGCGAUGCAGACGGUUGGUUUCAAGAAUUCGGGGAAGAAGACGACGGUGAUCGGACACUUUUACUGAAGGAGUGCUUCGAUAUCUUUGAUACAAACGGUGAUGGUUUCAUUUCAGGAGAGGAGCUCAAAAAGUGCUUGCACAGCUUUUGCAUCCCUAUAGAUGAUGGCGAGAACAGAUCAUUCAGAAGGUUGCAAAACAGAAAGAUCCGAAUUUUACAUCUUCUUGGUAAAAAGGAUCCAAACUGCUCAAACAUUAAGCUACGAGAAAUAUUCUUAGGACUCACUGGUUCUGCAAAUGUUUCGUUCAUUGCUUAUGCUCCGAAGGUUUCCUCAUCAGCUGCGCCGCCCCUGAUGGAUGUUAUUGUGGUCGUCAACGCUAUAGCUUUUCUUUUCCUCUUGCUUAGCUUUUGGCUUCGCAACAAGAAGCCAGCGGCCGCAGAGAGAAUUACGGGAGCAAUAGGGAUUGUUGCUGCGGCGAUGGUUUUCUUCUUGAUAAUGGGCAUGUUCUUGCCUUCUGGAAGAAAUUAAUUAAUAUGCGAUAUCCAUAUCUUGAGUACUGUUUGUUAAUGUGGUUUCAUUUUAAUAUAUAUAUACACACUCCUGAUUCUUGAUCAUU